AUGAGACUUUUGAAUGAAGGAGAUGAUGUAGAAUAUCUAGAAAAAAACCUUUAUUAUAAAGCAACGUUACAUGGAGGUUAUCUAUGCGAUAAAGAUAGAAAAUAUCAUACAUUUAUGGAGUUUAUACGAGCAGCGAAAAAAUUAAAGCCAAGUGAUCAACCUUCCUCUUGUUUUUUUUAUAAUUUGAAAAUUAACGGUAUGACUUAUACGGAAGUUCGCGAUAAAAUCUAUAAGCUGAUUUUUUGUGAAGAUGAUGAUACAUCCCUCGAGAAAUCCACAGAACUUCCAGUUACAAAUACCAUUGAAACGGUUCCUUGGAGUGAUAGUCUCGAGAGUCGCCUCUGCCAGCUGUAUGCGAGGAACAACAUUGUGGACAUAUUCUGGGGUCUAAACCUUAAAGAAGACGAUGCAACUUGGUGUGUUUACGUUGUUACUCGCAAUCUCCUACGUCAAUGCGAAAAAAUAGAGAAGAUCGGAGAUCAAGUAAUUAAUUUCAUAGCAGUAGAAGAAGGGUUUGCCAGUGCCGAAAUUCCACCACAAAGUCCCCAUGAUCCGCUGCCAACCUGGAAGAAGACCCCGAAAAAAUUACAAAAGGCUUUUGAUGAAGCAUUAGACAAUGAACUGGGCCCAUCGUUCCGUAAGAUGCAUUAUAAUUUGGUCGGAAUGAGCACUGGCUAUAAGCGAACUCAAGGCAAGUUUACUGAAAUCUCCGCUAUCCUAUUAUACGUUCGCCAGAAGGGGAUUCUGCGUCGUGGAUGUGUCAAGUUCCCUGAUGAGAUUCGUGGAUAUCCAACAGAUAUUGUUGAGGCAUGCGUUGCAACUCCCUAUGGUUUUGGUGCAAGUGCUUGCCAAUCUUAUCAGGAAAAGGUUAUGUUAGGGUCGAGUAUAGGAAUAAUUGAAUCUCAGGGGACUUCUGGAACUCUCAGUGCUGUCGUAUAUGAUAAAAACCCAAGAAAGAUUGGCAUCCUCUCAUGUGAGCAUGUAUGUAGGUUUAAUAAUUCUAGCGCUGGAAAGGGUGUUAUAAUUUACCAGCCCUCGCAUAGAGAUAUAGAUGGUUUGAAGGAGUCAUUUGUUGAAAUGGCAAGAGUAAAUAAAGCGUACACAAAAUUUUCAGAAGAAAUGUGUACCAAAAUCGAAGAGGAUAGAAAGAAAUCAGCUCUAGCGUUUUAUGAGCGUGGUAUCCGAGGCAACUUUUUUUCUAAAAUACAUAAUAGGUAUUUUGGCAUCGAUGCUGCAUUUUGUAUUGCCAGUAGCAUCAAUCGUACAUUAUGUCCAAACAAAUUUUCAAUUUCCCAAGAGGACUUCAAAAAAGCAAAGCUUUCCGAAGACACUUAUCUAAAAGACUUUUACGAAUUGGAAGAAUUGGAAGAUGUUGUUGACAUCGAUGUCUUUAAAGUAGGAAAGGCUACUGGUCUUACUUUUGGAAAAUUAGUCCCUAUUUAUUCUGCUGUUUCCAUUGAUCUGAGACACAACAUUGAAUCCGUAAAAAAAAAUGGAGAAAUUCCCUCUUAUAGUAAAGACGUGGACAAAAGAAUAUUUGCUGAUUACAUGAAGACGCCCUUGGUCGAAAAAAUUAAUGAAAUGCGGCAGCAAUGUUAUCCUACAGUGUGGUUUGAUCGACAAUUGAUAUUCGACUUCAAACAUGGAGACUUCGUACCCGGAGACUCAGGAGCAAGUGUUGUGGACAAAGAAGGAAAGGCUCUUGGUAUCCUCCAUGCGGCAUGGAUAACAGAAAAUUCCAGUUACGCCAUUGCUUCUCCUUACUUUGCUGUUUUUGAAGCAUUGGACGUGGAAAGUCUAGAUCGAAGUAAAUCGCAUACUGCAUCUUAA
Messenger RNA from Acaulospora morrowiae, 1830 nucleotides. The record is from the annotation of a GenBank genome assembly. Lineage: Eukaryota; Fungi; Glomeromycota; Glomeromycetes; Diversisporales; Acaulosporaceae.